This is a messenger RNA of Passer montanus (Eurasian tree sparrow), 2186 nucleotides long. Its product is annotated as cilia- and flagella-associated protein 298-like. The record is from RefSeq and is a predicted model, not a curated record. Gene Ontology annotation, biological process: regulation of cilium movement. Bases 1035 to 1898 code for a protein of 287 amino acids. Lineage: Eukaryota; Metazoa; Chordata; Aves; Passeriformes; Passeridae. The transcript is spliced from 7 exons.
UGCUGGUAGCCUCCCCCCUCCCUUUUGACUGUUUUGUUAGUUGAUAUUUAUAAGUAUUUACCAAAGAGCUGCCAAAGUUUAUGGAGAUUUGAAUGUUGACAAGUAUUGUUUAGAAGCUGUUUAAUUUAUAACAGAGGCUAUGGGUAUUUGUAAGGCUUAUAUUUGAAAUUGAGGCACAACAAAAAUGGUUUACUUUCAAAAUAGAAACAAAACUUUGCAUAGUAAUAUAUUCAAUUAAUCUCCUGUGUCAGUACAUUUCAGUUGUUAAAUCCUAUUGUGACAUACACUCACUAGCACUAAUUCAGAAUAAUUGUUUCAUAUCAUCCAUUUAUUCAUUACUAUUUUAAUUAUACUUAUAUUUUUCCACAAAUGGGAAACAGCUGAUACAGCAAGCUUUUCCUCAACCUCUGGAAAAAAGCCCCCUUGUCUUUUGAGCUACAAAGCAGUAUUUGCCAGUUGCAGACCAUGUAGUCUGCCAGCCAGGGGGUGAAACAACACGCUUGGAUUAUAUUUAGAGUAGCAAAAUAUCCCAGGGCAGCACGUUUUUGAAAUCCUCAAAUGCCCUCACAACAUGAUCCAUGAAGUAAUCCGCUAUUCCUUCGGACAGCCCCUGGUUAGCCACGAGCUGCAGCCGCCUAGAGGAGUGAUAGUGAGUUUUCUUUUGCGCUUUUUUCUGUUCAGGUCAUUCCAGUUGUACAUUUGGAACAGCAGUGGUACUACUUGUGCUUCGGUGUGUGAGUUACCUUGUUUUACGCUGUUGCUGCAAACAUCCGUGUGGUUGGUGUUUUGGUAUAUUCUUACAUUAGCAAACCAAAUCCAGGGGGGAACUUUUGCUAGUGGGAGUCACGUGAUAAAUAUGUUGUCAAAUACUUAAUUGAAUUGCAGUGAUUAAAAACUCUGUCUGAACUGUACCUGGCGUGCGGCUCCUCUGCGCUUCACAGGACUGCGGGGACCACAGGGAAUGCUCCAAAAUUUCAGGGUCUUCAUAUAUAUUUAUAUAUACAUGAGCUGUAGUAAGGCGCUGGCAUGUGUUGAUGGGAGCAAUGAGCAACAGCAGACGCUCUGAAAACUCAGAGGAUGGAGGUGAGACCCACUCCCCACGUGUCCCUGGACUCUCCGUGUUCCCACUCACCUGUCCAUGGCUGUAUCCACCAGGACACCCAGAGAUGGAGGAGCUGGCAGAGCAUGGUAUUUCCUUACCUUACAAUAUGCAAGGACUGACAGAUGAGCAGAUCGAAGAGCUGAAGUUAAAGGAUGAGUGGGCAGAGAAGUGUGUCCCAAGUGGCGGAAGCGUCUUCAGGAAGGAUGAAAUGGGGCGAAGAAAUGGAUUUGCUCCAAAUGAAAAAAUGCAGCAAGUUAUAAAGAAAACAAUAGAAGAAGCCAAGGCAUUAAUCUCUAAGAAACAAGUUCAGGCCAAUGUGUGUGUUAAUAUGGAGACGGUGAAAGAUGCAUUGGAGCAGCUCCGUGGGGCUGUCAUCAUUGUGUAUCCAAUGGGAUUGCCUCCACAUGAUCCAAUUAGGAUGGAGUUUGAAGAUAAAGAAGACUUGUCGGGAACUCAUGCUGGAACUGAAGUUAUAAAAGAAUCAGAAGCACAGUUGUGGUGGGCAGGAAAACAGUUAGAAGAAACAAAGUUGCUCUCUGACUAUGUAGGCAAAAAUGAGAAAACGACCAUCAUUGUCAAGAUCCAAAAAAAAGGACAAGGAGCUCCGGGGCGGGAGCCUGUGAUCAGCCAUGAAGAGCAAAAAGAGAUGAUGCUGUACUACUACAGGAAGCAGGAGGAGCUGAAGAAACUGGAGGAGGAGGACGACGACUCGUUUCUAAAUGCUGAGUGGGCAGACAACCAUGCUCUGAAAAGGCAAUUUCACGGUGUAAAAGACAUCAAAUGGGGUCCAAGAUGAAGCUCUGCAAGCCCCUUCUUAAGCUGCUCGGUUGAUGCUCUUGUUUGAAGCAAGGGGUUGUGUUGUGUGUGGUAGAUACUUCUGACAGCAGCUGAAAUUGUCACUUCUGUGGCCUUAGAUGUUCAAUAAACGUUUGUAUUUCUCUGUAACUGUAGCAGCACUUUCCUCUGCAAAGAAAUGGACAAAUUCUCUUGACGUUUGGUAUUUUAUUAGAAACUUGUAAUUUGGAUAUGGAAAUGUCAAUCUCUUUCAUAGGUAAGAAAUGUAGUAAAUAUGCACUGGAAUGUU